Molecule: messenger RNA, 1685 nt
Organism: Nannospalax galili (Upper Galilee mountains blind mole rat)
Lineage: Eukaryota; Metazoa; Chordata; Mammalia; Rodentia; Spalacidae
Product: CMRF35-like molecule 7
Exons: 4
Coding region: 109-741 (210 amino acids)
Cellular component (GO): plasma membrane
Molecular function (GO): transmembrane signaling receptor activity
Source: RefSeq, a predicted model, not a curated record
GAAGGAGCCAGCCUGGGCUCACGCGGUGCUUCGCUUCGAGUGUCCAGCUGAGGUUUGUGUUUGCUGCUGGCUGUAGGUCCGAGGGGUGAGGAGCACAGAGUCAGGACCAUGUGGCUGUCCCCUGCUCUGCUCCUUCUCAGCUUCCCUGGCUAUCUCUCCAUCCAGGGCCCAGCAUCAGUGAGAGGCCCAGAGCAGGGGUCGGUGACAGUGCAGUGUCGCUACGGCCCGAGAUGGAAGAACUACAACAAGUGGUGGUGUCGAGGAACAACCUGGAACACAUGCAGGAUCCUCAUUCAAACCACAAGUUUGGAGAAAGAAAAGACAAUUGGCCGGCUGUCCAUCAGGGACAAUCAGAGAGACAACUUCCAAGUGACCAUGGAGAUGCUCGAGCAAAAUGACACAGGCACUUACUGGUGUGGUAUUCAGAAAACUGGAAUUGACCGUGGGGUCAGAGUUACAGUGACCGUUGACCCAGUGGGAGAAUCUACCAUGCCUUUGUCUAAACUACCUGCCAGGCCAGCCAUGAACAACAGCAUAAGUAUGGAAUUCUCUGGAUCCUCUGGAGCCUAUAAGAGGACCCACUACGUGCUCCUGGUGUUUGUGAAGGUGCCCGCCUUGAUCAUCUUAGCUGGUGCCGUUCUCUGGAUGAAGCGGUCUCAGAGGGGCUGUGGAGAACAAUGGGGACAGUCUCUCUGUAGGACUUCGGACUCUGAACUUCUGACCAAAGACAUGGCUCCUUAGACUUGAUGGAUAAGCAGAGCCUUCCUACCCUGGACCUACCCUAUUUCCAGAGGAGAUCGGGGCUGUGAAAAAAAAAUACCUUCAAGUACUCAGAGGGCAGUGACUGGGGUUGAUAGGGGCUCACCAGAUAUGAUCUCCACUCUGCACAGCUUGGGGACACAGCUUGGACAGCUCUUGAGAUGUCAUCAUAUCUGCAGUAGCCGCACCCUGCUCCUUCUUCAGGUAGCAGACACCCAUCCCACCCACUCACAUGGUCAGCUCAGGGUCAGGGCUGCUGGGAUGGAGCCCAACCUGCAUACAGACAGCCGUGUCCCCUGCUGGAAAGGCUUGGUAGAGGCUGGGACAGAAGCACAGAGAAGCAGAGGGGACCCAGUGAUGUCACUGGAUUGUUAAUCCUAUAGAUCUGUCAUAGGAAAGUCAGUGGGGUGGCAUAGGCCUGAAUAUCAGCCCUAAUCCCAGCAUGCAAUUCUCAGGAAAGCUGAGGAUCAGAGCUUGCCUGACAGGCCCAGUGUCUGGGGUAGAGAGAACACAGAAACCAAUGACUUAGCCACAGGAGCUGGGGCUGCAUUUUCCAGCAGGUCUGUUUUGAUCUGGGGCUGGAACAGAAGGCUGUAUACCCUUGAGUAGCUACAGACUACAUGGACCUAUGCUGGUUUUAACCCAAAGUAAGCACAGGGACAGCAACAUAGAAAGCAGAGAUUCUUCCCACCUGGCUCUUCCCCAUGCACCGGCACGCCUGUGCAACUGCACAGAGGAAGUUGGGCCAAGAGUAGCUCAUCAAAGUAAGUACCAGCAUCACCAGAUAGGAAGGUGAAGUCAGUAAGACCUGGGCCCCUUAUCGUGCAGUUCUCCUUUUAACUGUGGCUUUUAAAAGGCCUAGGGGCUAGAGAGAUGGCUCCACAGUUAAGAGCAUUGGCUGCUCUUUCAGAAGACCCAGAUUUGGU